This is a messenger RNA of Arabis nemorensis, 195 nucleotides long. The record is from the annotation of a GenBank genome assembly. NCBI's taxonomy places the organism in Eukaryota, Viridiplantae, Streptophyta, Magnoliopsida, Brassicales, Brassicaceae.
AUGGUGAAGGCAACAAGAGGAGACUCACCGGGAAGCAUGAAACUGCAGAUAUCAACUCUUUCUCUUGGCAUCGGUGAGAGUAGGAAGAGAUACAGAGAAGAAGGUAAAGGGUAUUUCGACGAUCAAAGGCCUUCGUCUAAGAUGGAUCCUUAUCUUGUGACCGCCAUGAUCGCUGAAACCACUAUCCUCGGCUAA